Molecule: messenger RNA, 552 nt
Organism: Didymodactylos carnosus
Lineage: Eukaryota; Metazoa; Rotifera; Eurotatoria; Philodinida; Philodinidae
Source: the annotation of a GenBank genome assembly
AUGAAUUUGGGCAUUCGAGAAAGUCGACAUGAUGGUUUAUUAGGACGUCAACCAAUCACAAAUGAAGAGCAACAUGAACUUGAAUUUUGGCAACAUCGAGCUAUUAUUUAUCGAAUGGCAUUAAUACUAGCCGACAUUGUUGAAAGUACUUGGACGGAUAUUAUGGAUUUAUACACCCCAGAUGAUGUUAAUGCUACUGAAUUCAAUGAUUAUUUAGUUCAAACCUAUGUAGAUAUUAGUUUAUAUGGGAUUACUAUAUGGAAUGUGCAUGAUGCAAUAAUUAAUGAUUUACCAAGAACAAACAAUCAUGUUGAGGGGUACAAUAGUCGUUUGGAAAGUAACUUUCCAAAACACCCACAUAUUUAUCAUUUUAUUGAAUUGUUACGUGAUGAACAUUUAUAUCAACAUCAUAGAGCUGAAGAAUCAGAUAUGCAAAUAAGGAAACGAAAAAAAUUAUACAAUAAUAUUGAUAGUAAGUUAAAAGAAUUACAUGAAGAACACAAAAAAGGAACAAAUGCUGAACCGGCUAUUAAAUGUGGUAGAGCUUUUUAA